UUAAAAUGUCGCCCACAGUUGUGAAAAAAUGAAGUGAUUUCCGAAAAUUGUUGCUAAAUUACUAAACAAAAGGUGAAAUUAAGAUUUGUAAUGGCCCCGAAAAGUGAAUAGUGUUGGUGGAGUCCUAGUUGUGCAUGAAAGAACCGCCUUCCAAAGAAGGGAGCCCAAUGGCGAGUAAUGAAGAUGAAUAAAUGCCAACGACGCCUGGAAUUUCAAUCAAAUGUGUACAAAUGUUAAAACGAAAUUGCAAAGCGACGCCAUGCGCGCAAUGUUAAUAAAGUACAGAAACUAGAGUGAAGCAGGGAUAUAUUACUUGGCGGAUCCUCUUGGGCAAUCAAUCAGUCAGAGCGUUCUAAUCAAUACCCCUUCCUCCCACUUCAAUUUGUGUCUUGCAGAACAGGAGGAUGACUUCAAGUUGCACCUGCCUCUCCUCGUGACAAGAAGAAAGAAGACGCCCGGUGGCUCCCGCAAGCAGAGUUUUGACCACCUGGAGGUGAGCUUCACCAGAAGCAAUAGGGGUAACAACUUGCUGACCAUCGAUGGGAAGCCCUUCACCCUCAAUCGUCGGAUCAAGGAUGUGUGCUACUGGGAGUGCGUCAAGCUGCGCUGCAAGUACAUCAAGUGCUCCGCCCGUGUGGUGACCAAAUCCAAUCGGAUCUCGGCACUGAGCGGGCUCCACAACCAUCCCUAAGUUACGAACUACCUGUGCCAUCUCAUUAGUCUAAUAAAGCAUGCUACCAACUGGUGCCCAAUCGCCGCGGUGGGAAGAACCUCAUCUUCCAGGGGCACAUGUACUCCGUGGAGCGCAAGUACCGAAACAGCAUCAACUGGGUAUGUUCCAAGAACAGCAACAGCGUGCUUCGCUGCCCGGCGAGGUGCGUCACAAAUCCGGAGAGUGGCAAUGGCAUCAAGCUGAGCCACCGACGCCACAAUCAUCCGGCGGAUGCCUUUAAGCCCCACAAGCGCUGUCGAAAGCGUCCCGGCGAUCGAAAGUAACAAGUAACCAUGUUUCAGGAUGCAAAGCAUGCAGGCUUCGGCAAUUAUUUUCGCCACAGUUGUGUUUGCCGACGGAACGGAGUUACGAUAAUCGAUGGCUACCGCUUCGUGAUCGGUACUACAAAUCUGCGUCGCACCUAUCUGAAGUGCGCCAACUUUCGCAGCAACUGCCGGGCCCGGGCCAUUCUUAAUACGGAUACGAACAAAGUGCGGAUGAGGCACGACCGCCAUAAUCACUCCCGUACGGAUGCUGUGAGCGGACGUAUCUCUAAGAAGUAGCAGAUAACUCGAAAAUAGCGCAGUAUGUGCGCUCCAACCGAGGAACCGAUCUCGUUUACCACGAGGGAAACACCUACACACCCAAUGAAAAGCUGAGGGAGGGACAAAAGAGUCGAGACUGGAAGUGCUCAAUGUACCAUAAGGCCAAGUGCCGGGCCCGCCUGGUUACUCGCAUUACCGGUGGAGGGGAUAUUAUACACGUGACCAGCAACCUGCACACACAUCCCACAAUGUACACCACGCAGAAAACGGACAUUAGCGUGGUUGACCAGAAACUGUGCCUCGAAAGGAAUCCACUCUGCGUUAACACUCGAUCGAUUAAAAUGUAGAUCAAGUAAAGACCACCGACUGAUUACUCGUUACGAUUAGCAUGAUCUUCAGUAUAAAUAACGUUUUAGAUUUAAAAAGUAUUAAAAAAUGCUCAUAUACAUUCAAUAAUUUUUAAGUAAUUUCAUUUAUUUAUAAUAAGCAUAUUUUCUUAAGUUCUUUCACAUUUGAUUUGUUUACUACGACGAAUUCCAUUUUUAAUUCAAAACCGUUUUAUUUACAGGACAUCUUUCGACAUUGCGCCAUCUCCCAGUUGAGGCCAUAUUUGAUGCGGACGGCAAACAGAUGGACUUCAUACCCAACAUUCGCGUCAUCCGAAGUCAGCGGAAGACCAUAAAGCUGAUGUUUAAAAAAUAUGCCUACUCGAAGACCAACGAGCACGAUACCACAACCUACUGGCACUGCCGAAGUCGUCGCAAUGGAAGGCCUGCGUGCAAGGCCCGGUUUUCCACCAAGAAGCUCAAGAACGGUAGCUACAAAGUAUAUCUGACCCAGCCGGAGCACAAUCAUCCCCCAAAGAAGCGUCGCCUAUAAUCAGAAUAACUAUAUUUUAAGAAGAAUGAUAUAUUAAAGAGCCAUGUCUUGGCAAAAUGACUUGCACCGACUCUGAAUCUCUACUCUACUACUCUACUCUCAAAUAGCCCAGCAAAUGACCAUUUACUAAUUACAAUGUGUUCCUUUCUCCUUCCACAGAAAGCAGCGUGGCGAUCUACUCGGCAACCUCCCGGGGACGAAUGCAACUGAUUUACGGCGGACAGCCAUUCAUCUUCGAGAAGACGCUGAAACUGUCUUCGGGAGAGGAGAAGCGCUUCUGGCGCUGCAACCAAUGGUGGAACCAAAAGUGUCGCUCGCGCGUCUUCACCAUCAACGACGUUGUCUGUCCGCUUAACCGAUUCCACACGCACGAGGAGAUCGUGCGGCGAAAGAAGCGAGUGCGCCGCGUGCCGCCGGUGGAGACGAUUGCCAAGGUGGUUGCCACAACACCCAGGCAUCCGCAGCAUCAACAGACAACCCAGCAGCAACAAGAGAUUCAGCUGACCAGCGAUGCAAUUGCUGGAGCAAUACUGGAUGAUGAAUCCCCAGCUACAAUCGAUGUCAGCGAGCUGGGGAUGCACCUGAAAUACGAAGAAAUCGUAGCGGAUGUCACGGGCAUUGUGGGCGGCACGCGAGUGGUCAGUCGCCGAAAGUGAAGAUUGCUUUUUAUUUUCUGACGUAAGAUCGCAGAUUCAGAUUCCUUCUUUGUAAAAACUCAUGCUUUGAGUUUUCAUUUUUGAACUUGCCACGUCGAAAACCAAGAGCCGAACAGUUUUGAUGAAUUUAAAAAGGCUAAGCACAACCACUAGCCAAUAAAUACAAUUUUUAUUAUUAUUUUAAGGACAUAUUUUUAAAACUCUUUUUAUUAAGCGUAAUAUUCCAAGGUUUCCUCCCCCAUUUGUAAAAUUUGAUAAAUACCCCAUGAUUUCCUUUGACAUUUUGGAGUUGUUUAGAAUAAAAUCUGUUCCUUCUGUUAUGCCUUUGUUCAAACAAAAUUGACCUAGCCUACUCCCAUAAUUAUUAAUACAAAACUGCGUUUAAGAAGGCGGACAAGCUAGCUAUUAUGAUACAGCUUAUAAACAAUUUAUUAUGUGUACAUUUAAUAAACGUAAGACCCAAACAGUGCAAUUGAAUCGUUGUAGAACCUCCGAACUUUCUCCACAACCCACUUGAGAUCCUUCCUUCAAGCGAAUAUCACCGACUUACUAACGCACCGGGUCACAUAUCUAUUCUCUUUUAAGGUGACGCCACCCAGUUCUUCUUCACCAAGGGUCAGCGCGAAUCGGUCAAACUCAACUACUGCGGUCAUAGCUACGUCAAGUUCAUGGAGAAUGGACGCGGCACCAAGUGGAUUUGUGCCACGCGCUCCACCACCAAGUGCCGUGCUCGCAUCCGUACCACCAAAAACAACUACCUGGAGGUACUGUAUGCGUCCCACAAUCACGGUUUUCCGCCGCAGAAGAAGGAUCGGGGUCGAGCCAGCCAAAGGAUGUGAUCCAAAAUGUAACUGAGAGUGUGACUGUGACUAAAGCCAACUUCCCCUACAAUACAAUUUCAAUAGUUUACAAAACACUUGAAGCCUCCUCUAAAACAGCUUGACUUUGAAACUAUAUAUUGAAAAAAAGGCUGAGACAGCGCCAAUCAAUUUCCCAGCCAACCCAAUCCUAGUGGUCAAUCUGUCUAAUGGAUGUAGCCAUAUUUCCUUCCAUUAACCAAGCUCAAAGUUUGCCAGAUGCUUAGAUUGGCUAACACUAUUUUCGUUUUCAAUACAAAAGAACGCCUAUAUGAUCUUCCUAACUCGAAAUCUGCGAGCGAGAAAUAUACUUACAUGAACAGACUUUAAAAAAAAACGAGUUCACCAUAAUGAGGGCCCAAAAAGUGUGCUAAAGAAACAUUUUAUUCUUCAUGGUUAAAUUCUCUUACAUACUUAAAGUGAAUAUUGUUAAAUAGGAAAUGAAAUUAAAUUUUUCGAGAGGUUACGACACACCACGAAGUGCAGAAAUCAAAAUAAUAUAGAUCUUUUCUAACU
Drosophila melanogaster (fruit fly) is the source of this 4165-nucleotide messenger RNA. RefSeq names its product pre-mod(mdg4)-U (gene pre-mod(mdg4)-U). NCBI's taxonomy places the organism in Eukaryota, Metazoa, Arthropoda, Insecta, Diptera, Drosophilidae. The record is from RefSeq and is marked reviewed. The transcript has 4 exons. The annotation marks the transcript as partial.